GAUUUUUCCACCAGUCAGCCGUCAAAUACAUAGCCCGGCAAUUAUGUGAACAAAAUUAAUGACAAUCAAGAGACUCGCCAAGUUUAGCGUCGACCGAAAAAGAGUAAUGAUCUCAUAUUAUAUUGUUCGGAGCUUUGUUAGCGCAUCCAUGCCGGCUCUAUUCGUAAGAAACAAGUGAUCCCAAGAACACACCUCUUAGACAUAAACUGAAACACAUUUGUUACGACAUGGCUGAAAGACCGUGGUUUCGGAUCAACCGUGAUCUCUUGGUUUACAAAGCUUUCUAUUUCUUUUUCCUGAGCGGUUUCGGCUCUAUAUUUCCAUAUCUUCCUGUAUAUUUUCGUCAGAUUGGUCUGCCAGCCAGUCAGGUUGGUUUGCUCCUCGGUUUGCGGCCGAUCGUUCAAUUUGCCAGCGCUCCAUUCUGGGCCAUCAUGGCGGACAAAUACAAGAAACGGAAAUCCGUGUUGGUCAUGUCUGUUUUGUCUUGGCUGAUCAUGACACUGACUUUAGCGUUUGUGGAGCCUACAAACGAAAUCUGUGAGAUUCAACAGGGUAAUAAUUCACAUCGCCAUGUCUAUAAUUAUACCAGAGUGAAGACUGGGUUUUUUCGACGCGAACUUUUGUGGCAAAAAGCUGACUUUGACGAGGCAAAGAAAAGAAAACUGAUCCACAAAAGGGCUAUGGAUGUUGUACCUAUUUAUAUUACAGGACAAGACAAGGCUCGCUUUGAAUCAAGUUUAAGGAACAAAUCAUUGUCAGAUGCUACCAAAAUUCAUCCGAAUCAAAGUAUGGUUGAAAAUGCUACCCAGGGAUUAAAAAGGAUUUUUGAAAAACGAAACAAUACCUUUUUGUUUCAAAAACUUGACAAAAAAAAGCAGACGAGUGUUGAACGAAGUGAUAGAGGAUUGUAUCUUAGAACAUUGACUUCUACUCGGGAUUUAACGGAGUCAAAAGACUUGGUAAACAAAACAGGGACGAAUCGCCUUCACAGCGAGCGAGGUCCAAAGUCAAAAGCAAAACUGGUUCAUACGACUUCACAAACAACCACCAGUCACAGGGCACUCACCCAUUCAAUUAUGCCAAAGUACCUUUGGCGUUUUAAUAAAUCCGGGAAUUUUCCAAACAAGAACAAGAACAGAAAAGUUACCUCGAAGAAUUUAGAUAAAACCCACAGGCAAGAUCAUUUUAAUACCGGGAUCAAUCAUGAAUAUAGAAAUAAAAAAACAGGUGAAAUCAACGGAACAAUCCUGACGUCUUACUUCCAGUCACCCGUAGUAAACAUAGGAAAGAAAGAUAACAAGUCAUCGAUUGACAAGAGAAGGCAAAAUAACCGUGAUGCACCGGUAGUCAUUGAAUUCUCUAGAAUUUUGAUUCCACCCGGCAAAGACGCAAGCGAUGAUAGCUCCGGUGAUCAUGAAGGCUCCAGCACUGGAAAUGGGACUAAAUUUUUGCCGCACAAAACUGUUCACUCCACACAACAUUUACAACAAGUUGGUGCAAGCAUCUCUGAACCGUUGCUGAGUGAAGCAGGACUUUCAAAUCGCAUUAACACCUCAACAAAGCAAGUUGGUGGAGCAGAUAUAAAAGCAAUCAGCAACAGCCUACUACAGUUGAAAGAUAAGCUAUCAAAGAUCAUAGGAAUUGAUUCCAAAACCACCACAACAGAAAAUGGCAUCAUCAGGCAGAAAGGACAUGCAACACAUUCUAGCAAUGAUUCUGUUGUGAAGUCCUUCAACCGAUCUCCAACUCAAACGCUCCAGAUUCGUGUUCACAACAAAAACGUCUCAAACGAAAUCGAUAAACUUCAUCAAAGUCAGUCAGAGAAGUCGGGCGCGGAAAUUUUAAUUCAUACAGGAAUUUCAGUGCUAAAUUCAGUCAACAACACUAAUGACAUGAUGCCUUCAAAUGGUCAGAACAAUACUGACGAGUUAAUGCCCCUAAAUGAUUCUUUAAGUGGCUCUGGAAAUACUUUGUUUACAUCCUCUUCUCUUGAAACAAAUGACAAUUUGACAUUGUAUGAUCUCCAAACUGAUAUAAGAGAAAGUAACGAAACUACUUUACAAAAGAACUACACCAACAUCACCUUAAACAGAAGUUCCGAUUAUUCCCUAGAGAACCCAAUGAAACACAUCAGCAAAGCCAUUCAGGAAGAAUUGAUGAAAAACACGCCACAAACUGCUGGAGAUACACAGUCAAAACUCUGGAUGACUAAUUUGCUUAAGACCAACUCCUCUGAAUUGAAAAGAAUUUUUACCAUUCUUCUUGUUCUAGUUGUUGUAGGAGAAUUUCUCGAGGCUCCGUCAACAACAUUAGCAGACGCUUCCCUUUUGGAGCACCUUGGUGAAGAGCGACGGUACUACGGAAAACAACGACUAUGGGGUUCGCUUGGAUUCGGGCUGUCUUCGUUUCUCGUCGGAGUGCUUUUGGAGAAGUCACGUCACCUUGUUUGUGGUGAGCAAUACACAGAUUACAUGAUUUGUUUUUGUGUAUUUGCUCUUCUAAUGAUCUUGACGUUAUUUAUAUCCACGACGUUUAAAUUUCAAUACAAAGAAACUGGUGUUAAACAGACAAGUGUUUUGUCAGCUCUUUGUAACAUUCACUAUGGUUCGUGUCUUAUGGCAGCAUGUUUCAUGGGAGUAGGUCAUGGAAUGUCCCAUAGUUUUCUGAACUGGUUUCUUGAAGAUCUUGGUGCAACUAAGACAUUAAUGGGUGUGGCAGUAAUUUGUCGCAGCUCUUUGGAUUUAUUAACCUUUUUCGUGGCUGGAAGCCUAAUUAAAGCCAUUGGACAGAUAAAAAUCAUGGUAGGUGCGCUUAUAUCAUACGGAGUAGCAUUUUCUAUGUACUCGCUGCUCACAAACCCAUGGUGGGUUUUACCAAUAGAGAUGUUAGUCGGAUGUACAUACGCUGCCUCAUGGUCGGCUUGUACCUCAUAUAUGGCGGGCGCAGCGUCCUCAGAAUCUGUCACAACUAUUCAAGGGAUUCUGCAAGGAGUGUACUGGGGACUGGGCACAGGUUCAGGUACAAUAACAGGCGGGUUUUUAAUCCAUCACUUUGGAGCUGUGGCAACAUUCCGUUGUGUGGCUGGUGCCUCGUUUGUAGUUUGUAUUCUGUUUUUUCUGGCGCAAUGCAAGUUUACGCGAGAAUCAACAGAAUACACUGAGAUGAAAUAUACUUACCUUCCUACAGUGGAAUCAAAAGACACUGAAGAGCUACUCAGAGGAUACAGAGUUUCUAAGACUUUAAAACACAAGCACAGCUCGAUGAGAAAACACUAAAUCACAGUAGUUGAUGCAAAUUUUA
Stylophora pistillata is the source of this 3300-nucleotide messenger RNA. RefSeq lists its product as uncharacterized. The record is from RefSeq and is a predicted model, not a curated record. Lineage: Eukaryota; Metazoa; Cnidaria; Anthozoa; Scleractinia; Pocilloporidae. Gene Ontology annotation, cellular component: membrane.